This is a messenger RNA of Lathyrus oleraceus (garden pea), 1602 nucleotides long. Its product is annotated as ethylene-responsive transcription factor ERF110. The coding region runs from base 414 to 1268 and encodes 284 amino acids. Gene Ontology annotation, biological process: ethylene-activated signaling pathway; regulation of DNA-templated transcription. Lineage: Eukaryota; Viridiplantae; Streptophyta; Magnoliopsida; Fabales; Fabaceae. Gene Ontology annotation, molecular function: DNA-binding transcription factor activity; DNA binding. The record is from RefSeq and is a predicted model, not a curated record. The transcript is spliced from 2 exons.
CAACUAUAGACUCUAUAAGAAACAGCGUGACCAAACAUAUGAUUUACAUUUCAACUAAUUAAAAAGUAACCUUAAUUAUUCUAAUGUCGGCUAUUCACUGUCUUGUUUUUAACCUUAUGCUCAACACCGACGAGAUUGAAAUAAUUGCAAAACCGUCAUCUUGUUUCUCUCCACACGAAUGCCAUCAAUUUUGUAGCAUUCACACUUUCACUCUUUUGAGUUUUGACCCGUCACUGGUACUAAUUCUUAAUAAAUCUUCAAUGCUUAGCCAUGUCAACUUGUUAGCAAGCAGAAUCAAGAAUCUAUCUAUAUAUAUGUUUGCAUGUGUUACUGUUUUAUUCAUAUUUCAGUUAUUGUGUUGAAGGGUUUUUGCGGGUUUUUGAAAAGUUGACAAGAAUCUAUAAGGUUCGUCAAUGUUAAUGAUGUUUCCUGGUCUUAAUAGAGAGGGAGAGAUGUCAGCUAUGAUCUCUGCUUUAACACAUGUCAUAUGUGGUGAUGAUCACAAUCACAACAAUGAUGGUGGCGGUGAUGAGAAUCAGAAUAUGAUUUCUGCAAUACAAUCUUCAACUUGUUUGUCUUAUGGUGACGAUAGUUCUGCUCUCAAGAGAAGAAGAGAAGAUGGUGGAUUCUUGGACAUUAAACAUCAAGUUGUAGAAUGUUCGGGAAAAUGGACGAAUACAAUCACAACGGAAAGGAAGCAAAGUGAAGAAACUAUAUACGAAUACAGAACAGACAAUAAGAAUGUGCCAAAUGAAGAUGAACCAAAAAGAAAAUACAGAGGAGUGAGACAGAGGCCAUGGGGAAAAUGGGCUGCUGAGAUAAGAGAUCCUUUCAAGGCUACAAGAGUUUGGUUAGGAACAUUUGAAACAGCUGAAGAUGCAGCCAAAGCCUAUGAUCAAGCUUCAUUGGGUUUUAGAGGAAACAAAGCUAAACUCAAUUUCCCUGAAAAUGUUAGACUCAAGCAACAACCUUUUGUUGAUCCACCAAUGACUCGUUCUAAUAGUGUCACUUUGUCACAUCAUUCUAGUACUGAUUCUAUGGUUCAGAAUGAAGCUCUUUAUAGUUUGCAAGGUUCAAACAAGUUUUAUGAUUAUUUUCAUGGUAAGAAUGUUCCCAUGGCUUCUUCUCUUCAGAGUUCAAUGUCGCCUUCAGCUUCAUAUUCUUCUUCUUCUUUUAGUUCUCCACAGACAACUUCUUCAGUUCCUUCUGUUUAUUCUACUCAGUUGCCAGCAUGGUCUUCUGGUUAUAGCUCCUCUCCCUCAGCCUGAUAUUCAUCCAUUUUAUUUUAGAAUACUAGAUUACAAAAGUAUGCGUAUUGUUUUUCUUUGGUAUUUUCCUAUAAUUUAACUCUCUCCCUCUUUUUUUUUUGUUCCUUAAUAUUAUCAUAAAAUUUUGGGGAAGUUUGAAUUGCUUAGAAAAGAGAGGGAGAGCAAAAGGAAUAGUAAAAAUGUAAUAAACUAUGUAGUAAAGAAAGAAGAAAAAAAUGAAAUAGAAAUAGAUUAUAUAAAACUAAUAGGAAAAUAUAAGAAAAUUAAGUCUACUACUGUUACUAUCUCCUUUGAAUGAAUUUGUAAAUUGUAUCGUGAUGAUUUUUCUUGGAAA